Messenger RNA from Sus scrofa (pig), 7117 nucleotides. RefSeq names its product kinesin family member 5C (gene KIF5C). The record is from RefSeq and is a predicted model, not a curated record. Lineage: Eukaryota; Metazoa; Chordata; Mammalia; Artiodactyla; Suidae. Gene Ontology annotation, biological process: microtubule-based movement. Gene Ontology annotation, molecular function: microtubule motor activity; ATP binding; microtubule binding.
CCCAGGGGCCGCCCGGGGAGGGCGGGGCGAAGGGGCGGGCCGGGGAGGCGACAGAGCGUGCUGGUGCUGAUGCAGGAUGGCUGAGCUCGCAGGAGCCCGGGAGGUCUGAGCCGGGAGAGGCUCGCUCCCAGCGCAUCGCCUGGUCCGCCCGCCGCGUGGUCGCGGGCAGGUGGGCCUGGGUUUGCAGCGCAGGGCCAGGGCAGCGCCAGGAAAGGCAGAUCUGCAGCUGGCCGGGCCGAAGGUUGAGAGGUUGCUCACCUACGAGGUCUCGGAGCGGCCACAGCUGCCCAGCCCGCCGCGUUCGCGAUGACCUGCUGAGAAGCUUUGUCGGAGGCUGCAGGAGGCGGCCUUGUUGCGGGAGGUGCGGUUCUCGACCGCGUCCCUCGUUGUGCGGAACCCCGGCCCCCCCACCCAUCCCCGCGCUCCCUCCCUGCCGCGGGCCGAGAUGGCGGAUCCAGCCGAAUGCAGCAUCAAAGUGAUGUGCCGGUUCCGGCCACUUAACGAAGCAGAGAUCCUUCGCGGGGACAAAUUCAUCCCCAAAUUUAAAGGCGAUGAGACCGUGGUGAUCGGGCAAGGAAAGCCGUAUGUCUUCGACAGAGUGCUGCCUCCCAGCACGACCCAAGAGCAGGUUUACAAUGCAUGUGCAAAGCAAAUUGUCAAAGAUGUCCUUGAAGGUUAUAAUGGGACAAUUUUUGCAUAUGGACAGACUUCAUCAGGAAAAACACACACCAUGGAGGGGAAGCUCCACGACCCUCAGCUCAUGGGCAUCAUUCCAAGGAUCGCACAUGACAUCUUUGACCAUAUCUAUUCCAUGGAUGAAAAUCUGGAGUUCCACAUCAAGGUUUCCUACUUUGAAAUCUACUUGGACAAAAUCAGGGACUUACUGGAUGUAUCCAAGACAAACUUGGCUGUUCAUGAAGAUAAAAACAGAGUCCCAUAUGUAAAGGGGUGCACUGAGCGGUUUGUGUCAAGCCCCGAGGAAGUCAUGGAUGUGAUAGAUGAAGGCAAAGCAAACCGCCAUGUGGCUGUAACAAACAUGAAUGAACACAGCUCUAGAAGUCACAGUAUCUUCCUGAUUAAUAUUAAACAAGAGAAUGUAGAGACUGAAAAAAAACUCAGUGGAAAGCUGUAUCUGGUUGAUUUGGCUGGGAGCGAAAAGGUCAGCAAAACUGGUGCCGAGGGAGCUGUUCUCGACGAAGCGAAAAAUAUCAAUAAGUCUUUGUCUGCUCUGGGAAACGUGAUCUCUGCCUUGGCAGAAGGGACAAAAACACACGUGCCAUACCGGGACAGCAAAAUGACUCGAAUUCUUCAGGACUCUCUGGGAGGGAACUGUAGAACCACCAUUGUGAUUUGUUGUUCUCCCUCAGUCUUCAAUGAAGCUGAAACCAAGUCAACACUAAUGUUUGGACAAAGGGCUAAGACCAUCAAAAAUACAGUUUCUGUGAACCUGGAGCUGACAGCAGAAGAAUGGAAGAAGAAAUACGAAAAAGAGAAAGAGAAAAACAAGACUUUGAAGAAUGUUAUCCAGCAUCUGGAGAUGGAGCUGAACAGAUGGAGAAAUGGAGAAGCUGUACCUGAGGAUGAGCAGAUCAGUGCCAAGGACCAGAAGACCCUGGAGCCCUGUGAUAACACCCCCAUCAUAGACAACAUUGCGCCUGUGGUCGCCGGCAUCACUGCAGAGGAGAAGGAGAAGUAUGAUGAGGAGAUCUCCAGUCUCUACCGACAACUGGAUGAUAAGGAUGAUGAAAUUAACCAGCAGAGCCAACUGGCUGAAAAGCUAAAGCAACAGAUGUUGGAUCAAGAUGAGCUUCUAGCUUCCACAAGAAGAGACUAUGAGAAGAUUCAGGAGGAGCUGACACGUCUCCAGAUUGAAAACGAGGCAGCCAAAGACGAGGUGAAGGAAGUUCUCCAGGCUCUGGAGGAGCUGGCUGUCAAUUAUGACCAGAAGUCACAGGAAGUGGAGGACAAGACCAGGGCCAAUGAGCAGCUGACAGAUGAGCUGGCCCAGAAAACGACUACACUGACAACCACACAGCGAGAGCUAAGUCAGCUGCAAGAGCUUAGCAAUCACCAGAAGAAGAGGGCUACUGAAAUCCUGAAUUUGCUGUUGAAGGAUCUGGGGGAGAUAGGAGGAAUUAUUGGCACCAAUGAUGUAAAGACUUUGGCAGAUGUGAAUGGAGUCAUUGAGGAGGAAUUCACCAUGGCCCGCCUGUACAUCAGCAAGAUGAAGUCCGAGGUCAAGUCCCUGGUGAACCGCAGCAAACAGCUGGAGAGUGCUCAGAUGGACUCCAAUAGGAAGAUGAACGCCAGUGAGCGGGAGCUGGCUGCCUGCCAGCUGCUCAUCUCCCAGCAUGAAGCCAAGAUCAAAUCCCUGACAGACUACAUGCAGAACAUGGAGCAGAAGCGAAGGCAGCUGGAAGAGUCCCAAGACUCGCUCAGUGAAGAGCUGGCCAAACUCCGAGCCCAAGAAAAAAUGCAUGAAGUCAGCUUCCAGGAUAAGGAGAAGGAACAUCUGACCCGGCUGCAGGAUGCUGAGGAAAUGAAGAAGGCACUGGAACAACAGAUGGAGAGCCACCGGGAAGCUCAUCAGAAGCAGCUGUCCAGACUCCGAGAUGAGAUCGAGGAGAAGCAGAAAAUCAUCGAUGAGAUUCGGGAUUUGAAUCAGAAACUGCAACUGGAACAGGAGAAGCUCAGUUCUGAUUAUAAUAAGCUGAAAAUAGAGGACCAAGAGAGAGAGAUGAAACUGGAAAAGCUCUUAUUGCUCAAUGAUAAAAGGGAACAAGCCAGAGAGGACCUCAAAGGGCUAGAAGAGACAGUGUCUCGAGAGCUACAGACUCUACACAAUCUCCGUAAACUCUUCGUCCAGGAUCUGACCGCCCGUGUUAAAAAAAGCGUGGAGCUGGACAGUGACGAUGGAGGAGGAAGUGCCGCCCAGAAGCAGAAAAUUUCCUUCCUGGAGAAUAACCUAGAGCAGCUCACUAAAGUUCACAAACAGCUCGUCCGGGACAACGCAGACCUGCGCUGUGAGCUGCCCAAACUGGAGAAGCGCCUGCGCGCCACAGCGGAGCGAGUUAAGGCGCUGGAGAGUGCGCUGAAAGAGGCCAAGGAGAAUGCCAUGCGGGACCGCAAGCGCUACCAGCAGGAGGUGGACCGUAUCAAGGAGGCCGUGCGAGCCAAGAACAUGGCCAGGAGGGCCCACUCGGCCCAGAUUGCCAAGCCCAUCCGCCCUGGACACUACCCGGCAUCGUCUCCAACGGCUGUCCAUGCCAUCCGAGGGGGAGGAGGCGGCUCUUCAAACCCCACUCACCACCAGAAAUAAACACGAAAUAUGACUCUCCACGUAGCAUGUCAAGGACUACAUUGAUCACCAAAAUUCCUUUCUUUUUUUUUCUCUCCUACACAAUUUCCAUUUUCUUUUACACUUGCUUACCCCAGCCAUCUGCAGUACACCAGUUUCAGAUAUUUGAGCUGUGUAGAGUUUCUCUGUGUAUAGAUGUGUGCUUGGACUUUUCUCUUCCUGAGAUAUCUGAAGGGGACAAUUACAGAAGAUCCACUUACUCCUGGGACCUAUUGCUGCUGGCAUUGGGUGGUCACUGGGUGGCCUCGGAGCCUCCUUUCUCAGCAGUCACCAUCCCGGCAAACACCAUUCCCUGGGGGAAGCAACCAAGUGCCGUGGAGGUGGGGGAGGGCCCCCCCUCCUGCCCAUUGCAACUGUCUGGUUUCCUGUAAAAUAAACACAUUACUUUAUAUUUUUAGGGAACAAAAAAAGUGCUGCUAUAGAGUUCACAAUUUUCAUUCUGAACACUUUUCCAAAACAAACCACCCCAAAGACACGUUUUGAAUACCCUGGUCUCAUCUUUGGAUCUGUAAAAUACAUGUUUUAGUAUGACACCUGUUCAAAGGCAAAGCAAAUUUCUUAGAGACAGAAAAACAAUCUGACAGUAGUGAUGUAGAAAUUGUUCACUCAGACACAUUUAUGUAAAUGCAAGAAGUCAUAACAUUCACUUCUGAGCUGCUUGCUAUUGAACCUGCAGUGACUAGUCUCAGCCAGCCCAGUUUGAGCAUCAUUCCUUCAGAAGUGUUGAAAAUGCUGUGAAGUUGGACAAACAGAAAAUGGGGCUGACCCCCUCCUUGCUUCCUCCUCCCUGAUCCUACAGGAGCUUGCAUGGGGGGAUAGCCUCUUUCUCUAGGGAACCAUCCUAAGGCUGGAGGGGGUAUUGCUAAUGAAAUCCAGGACCAUUCCAGCAGUUGAAAAAGGGAGCCUCGGGGGGAAGUCAUUGACAUGUUUUUGUGCCUAUGAACAAGUUGCCAUGAAUAAGUUGUUAUAUUAACCCAACCUUGCUGACUGAGUUCUCUCUUUGGCAUCAAAGAGAUAGGUUUCAUCUUAGGCAGAAUUAGAGGAAAUCAAUGUGGAUGGAUUUUCUUAGCCAGCUAUUGUUUUAUUCAACUACACGAAUCUAAAGCUGAAGCCACUCUUAUUUCCAGUUGUGCAUAUUUAAAAUGAACAAUUUCCAAGUAGUCAGCUUUUCAGGGAUGCCAAUGAAGAUUCAUUAAGUUAGUCUUGUGUGCUGCUGUUUGUUUUGAUCAAUUUGAAGGCUAAGUCAAUGACAACCAAACCAAUCUCGGUGCAAGCACCUAUCCUAUGGUUGUGCCUGCCCUGGAUGAGCACUGGCUGCAUCUGCUGCUGUCAUCACUGGAAUGAAAUUAUGCUGAGAGAGACGUUUCACAUUCUCAUCACCGGUGGGUGGUAGUUUGUGCGUGUGUGUGUGUGUGUGUGUGUGUGUGUGUGUGUGUGUGUGUGUGAAGCACUAAAGACUGAAUUGACUUCCAAACUCUUCUUGUAUAAGAUUUCCCUAACCAAGAAGAGCGCUUCAACUUAAUUUAUUUGUUAAAUGUUGCACUUUGUUUAUGUGUGUUUUGUUUUGUUUGGGGGGUAGAGAGAAGAGGGCGAAUUCUACUGAAGUAUUUAUUUCAUAAAAGUGAUAAUUUUGCAACCAUUUACAUUUUCAAAAUUCUUCUGUUUGAUUUUUUUCUGUUGUUGCUAGUACUUGCCCAAUAUAACUGCUCAAAUGCUGUUUGCCACCUGAUAGAAGGAUCCUUGCAGGACAGGUUUUGCAAAUUUUAUCAGCAUAUGCCAUAAAUUACAACCUUGCUGUUAAUAUGUUUGCCCCUGACUUUGGAAGUUAAAACAUUAGUCUUUGAGAAGAUUGCCAAUGAAUAAAUUGUCACACCACUGCUGUCUGUCCUGCAACUGUUCAGCUAUAUAUUUGGAAAUAGAACAAAGGUCAGUAAUUCUUUCUUUGGGCCUUCUUGUUUUAAUAGAUUAUUUUAGACUAUUUUCCAAAGUGAUUUUUCCCUGGGCACCUCUUUUCUAAUUCUGAAGGGCUGUUUGGGCCUUUUAUGUUUCCAAAAGAAACACUCACAUGUAGUUCCAUAUUUCUUGAUCUCUAAAAUUCACUUUACUUUUACUCACAGAGAAAGUUGGCUUUGACGUCUCUUAAAGAUAAUUGUGCUAGGUGCUGAUCAGCCAGUCAGUUCACCUGGCUUUAAUCUUUAUAGGACCUCUAAACUAAUUUUCCUACACUGUGACUAAAAGGUAGGCAGAUGCUUGGAAUGAAUUAUAUGGUAUAUUCACAUGGAUCCCUAAACAUUACUUUAUAUAAUAAGGUAAUAUCAGGACUAUAUCUACAGGUUGCUUUUGUCAAGAGCCACAUUCAUGCAAUUUUCACUUUUUUGAACUCUUGUACCUUUACAUUUGUACUCCAGAUGUGAAGACCACAUUUCUGAAUGACUAAGCCUAUGAUUAUAUUUUGGUUAUAUGCUGCUCUUUUGCUUGUGUGUGUGUGUGUGUGUGUUUCUCCUCUAUGAAUAAUUUUAUAUUUUAUGCUACUUCUUGAAAAUUUAUUCUUUGAUGCUGUAAAAGAAUAACCGGAUGGUUUCUACACACAAUCUCUCCCUGCAGGAUGGUGGAUUGUUAAAUUAGAGGAAUGCUCUUUGAGAUAUCAACAUUUAUGGUGGAGACUAAAAAAAUAUUAAUGCCAAAUGUGUUUUGGUCAAUUACUAGAGAAUUCUGUACAAAUGCGUCUUCUCUCCCAAUGCUGUCCAGUUUGCCUUGUUGAAUGGCAAGUAGUAGGGAGAACAGAACAGAAGUGUGGAUUAAGACUUUUAAAGGAAAUAGUAUCGUAUGAUUAAGGAAAUUAGAAUUUGUAGAAAUACUGGGAUCAAUGAAGAAAUAAAAAUGUCUGUCUAGAAUGUAGCAUCUAGAGAGUUUUUGAAGCCCUGACUUCACAUGAGGAAGUGAUGUUUCUGUUCACAGCCAGCCUCAGCCAUCACCAAGACUCAUGGGGGGAAUAUCACUUCUUUUCUAGAGAAAUAACUGAAAGCAAAUAAAAAUUCUUAACAGUCCCCUCUUUGGAGUGUUUUUUUUUGUUUUUUUUGUUUUUUUGUGUUUUUUUUAGGAGACAUUAGCAGAAGACAUUUAGAUUCUUGCUCUGUGACUUCUUAGGAAGUUUUUCAUUGGCAGGGGCAGGAGGGGGCGGGCAGGGGGAGGAUGUCACUUAGAAGUUCUCUCACCCUGAAUAUCUUGACCAAGCUCAAGGAACCAUCACACUCUAAAAUGGCUUCACUGAACACUAACUGUCGACUUUUUUACUGGAUAAGGGCCAGGUAAUAGCCGAAGGAGGCACCACUCCAUGAAGUCUGCUUACACAUUUACAAAUUGUCUAUGAGUUUAAAAUACUUUUUACUGUGUGCAGAUAUAAGGGGAAUAGGGCAUUCUGUAGAAUUUAUACAUGUCUAGUUGUAAAGGAUGUCAUGUGUACUGCAGAUGUGUGUUCUCUGGGCUUUGUGUAUCUGUACAGUACCUUUCAUUAAAAAAAAAAUUGUGGACAAAUUUGUUCUGGUGGUGUGAGGGGGGAGAAUGGCAGUUUAUAUAAAGUAAUCAUGCUGUAAUAUAGUACAUGUAACAAAAGAUCUGGAAGUAACCCUCCCCUGGCCCAUGGAAAAAUCUGGUUGUCUUCUAGGUUCCAAAAUGAAGAUGUAUGGAUACUCUGGCAGACUGCAUGUUGUAUAAUUUGAAAAAUAUUAAAAGUGGAAAAUAAAGUCGAAUUAAACUUUG